CACCUUUUUGUAAACCGGGGACGUGACUCUCCGGAGCUGCAACUACCUCCGCUGAAUUCGACUUUGUUUUUAUUUCUCGCUCGCUUCCUCUUGUUUUCCCCUCAUCUGAAUGAUCUGUGAAGCCCGAUGUUUCUGCCAGAGGGAGCGAGGAAUAAAUAGAUGCCGCUGCCCCAGAAGGCUUAGACGCCGAGAACGAGCAGCCAGAGCGGCGGGGGCGGCGGCUGGAGCUCGUGGGACCCCAUUGGGGGAAUUUGAUCCAAGGAAGCUGUGAGAUUGCCGGGGGAGGAGAAGCUCCCAGAUCAUUGUGUUCACUUGCCGGGCGGAGGAGAGACGGCGCUGCGGGCCUGUCGCGUCCUCGGCGCUGCUGCUCGCUGCCCCAUCCUGCCCCGUCCUGCCGGGACCAUGGUCUGCGGCAGCCCGGGACGGAUGGUGCUGCUCGCCCUGGCUGCGCUCUGCCUGCUCCGGGCGCCCGGAGUCGGGGCUGCAGCCUGUGAGCCCGUCCGCAUCCCGCUGUGCAAGUCCCUGCCCUGGAACAUGACCAAGAUGCCCAAUCACCUGCACCACAGCACCCAGGCCAACGCCAUCCUGGCCAUCGAGCAGUUCGAAGGGCUGCUGGGCACCCACUGCAGCCCCGAUCUGCUCUUCUUCCUCUGCGCUAUGUAUGCGCCCAUCUGCACCAUUGACUUCCAGCAUGAGCCCAUCAAGCCCUGCAAGUCUGUGUGCGAGCGAGCCCGGCAGGGCUGUGAGCCCAUCCUCAUCAAGUACCGCCACGCGUGGCCCGAGAGCCUGGCCUGCGAGGAGCUGCCUGUUUAUGACCGCGGCGUGUGCAUCUCUCCCGAGGCCAUCGUCACCGCGGACGGAGCGGAUUUUCCUAUGGAUUCUAGUAAUGGAAACUGUAGAGGAGCAAGCAGUGUACGCUGCAAAUGUAAGCCUAUUAGAGCUUCACAGAAGACCUAUUUCCGAAACAAUUACAACUAUGUCAUUCGAGCUAAAGUUAAAGAGGUAAAGACGCAGUGCCAUGAUGUGACCGCAGUAGUGGAGGUGAAGGAGAUUCUAAAGGCUUCUCUGGUGAGCAUCCCGCGGGGCACUGCUGACCUCCACGCCGGCUCUGGCUGCCUGUGCCCCCCCCUUAACGUUCACGAGGAAUAUAUCAUCAUGGGCUAUGAAGACGAGGAGCGCUCCAGAUUACUGUUGGUGGAAGGUUCUAUUGCUGAGAAAUGGAAGGAUCGACUUGGUAAAAAAGUUAAGCGCUGGGAUGCGAAGCUACGUCAUCUUGCACUCAAUAAGAGUGAUUCUACCCAUAGUGAUACCACUCAGAGUCAGAAGUCUGGCAGGAACUCUAACCCCCGGCAAGCACGCAACUAAACCCUGAGACGCUGAACAUCAGUGGACUUCCUGUUAUGAUUUGCAUUGCUGGGCUAGUAAAGGAAAAUUGCACUAUUGCACAUCAUAUUCUAUUUUUUACCACAAAAAUCUCGUGGCAAUUGAUAUUGCUUCUGUUUCCCUUUUGUUUUCUGCUUUUCUCCCUCACACCUGCCACCUCCUUUUUUUGUGGUCUGGGUGCAGAUCCUUAAAUAUAUUACAUGUUUCCUAUUCUGGUAAUCAUGGGAAAAUGUUCUUUGCAUAAUAAUAAAUUAAACAUGUUGAUACCACGGC
Molecule: messenger RNA, 1656 nt
Organism: Manis javanica (Malayan pangolin)
Lineage: Eukaryota; Metazoa; Chordata; Mammalia; Pholidota; Manidae
Gene: FRZB
Product: frizzled related protein
Biological process (GO): canonical Wnt signaling pathway; non-canonical Wnt signaling pathway
Cellular component (GO): cytoplasm
Molecular function (GO): Wnt-protein binding
Source: RefSeq, a predicted model, not a curated record